CUCGGAGAGAUACAGCGCAAAAGAGGUAUCAUUCUGCCUCCUUUUCCGCGCAUUGAAACCACUGUGCGUCUAUUCAUUUCAUGGGAAAUGUGCAUGUUUGGCAGUUUGCAUGGGUUCUCAGGGAGACACAUCUUGCUCACUUUUAAAUCAUCAACCAGGUACUUAAAAUAGACUCAAUUACCAUACACUUUACACAGACUACAAUUAGGCUACAAACUCACCGAGUUAAUAUUGGAAAUUCCAAAUAAGGGUAAGUGGGAAAUGAGUUUGAUUUUGAAAAUACAAGAACACUCGGGUCUGGUUUGAUUAUGUGAACAUGGUGAGGGUGUAUCUCUUUUUCUUAAUGUCAUUUCGUGGCUGACAGGAGAGUCUUUAGGGUCUAGACCUCUGUGCUGUAUAGACGAUCUUUGUUACUGGUGUCUACUUAACACUACUAAGGUCGGUUCAUGGUUCACUCUCACACAAACCUAACGUGACUCAGAUGGAGACGUAGAUGCUGUCUCUUAGCGUGCCGUGUACCAUAUUUACGCGGCUGUGUAUUUUAUUAUAAAUAGAGAGAGACUACAGUAACUAAGUGAAUUCCUGGGUGGACAUUAAGGGAUUUAAUAACAUGGACGGACGCGUUUGAAACCUGACGCAACACCACUCACCGCCUGCUACCAGCUAACUUACAUUGCUAGUUAAUAAUACUGUGAACCAUUUGUUAGACUGAUAUUGCAACCUCGGACUAUCGUUUACUGCGUUGUGACAGCUUAAAUUGAACUUGUUAUUGUAGAGCUACCAAUACAAUAGUACAAUAGUAGAGCUACCUACAAAUACCACUGACAUAUAAAAGACAAAUACCCCUGUAGCUACGAGCCACAGAAGACCGGAAGUACUUCCCUUCAAAAUAAAAGUAGGUGUAAAGAAAUAACUAAAGUCGUUUCUGUAUCUUCUGAGUGAUCGUUAUGUGUAUCACUAUGUGUCCACUUGUGAGUGGCUAGAUACUUUUUUUUCGUUAUUACCUAGUUUAACACUCAUCGUACUUAUAACUUUCUGAAUAACUAUCCUGAUAAGCAGCAUGGGCAUCAGAGUAGCUGUGAGCUGCACCGUGUUGUAUACCCUACUGGACGUGGUUGUCACCACUGUCAUAUACACACACGGAUCACACUUGAGCAUAUUCAAAAAGGAUGCCCUGAACUUUAACAUCCUCCAGUCAGCAUUGGAUCUCUGGGGGACUGUGCUGCUCAGAGCCUCCCUCCUGCUAGGAGCCUCCAUAGGGGUGUCAUGGAAUAGAAAAGACGGCCCACCGAGGGUCGCAAAACUCACCACCCUCAUUAUCCUCCCCUGCCUGAUCGUCGCCACCUACGCCUUGGCCAAGCUGCUGAUGCUGAGCGAGCUGGGGCCUCUGAGCCACCAGCCCUGGAUCCUGAGCCUGAUAUGUUGGACUUGUGCCUCUUCUCUGGGUGUCCUGCUGCUCUGGAGACUGCUGGGGAAGGAGUCCAACUCAGCCAGCAGUCACUACAACAGCAGCAGCAGCAGCAGCAGUGGAGGAGAAGGGGGCUCUCAGGACACUGACAAGCUGGUGGAGACAGCUGGUGAGGAGGAGCAAGAGGUGGGGUUUGAGAGGAGGAAGAAGGAAAAAAAGGAGGAGGGAAGCCAGGAGAAGGAGAAGACCAACUCUGGGGCUACACUGGGACGUCUGCUGCUCUACUGCAGAAAGGAUGGUGGGCUGCUCUCUGUAGCCGUCCUCUUUCUCAUCAUCUCAGCUGUGUGUGAAGCCUUCAUACCGUACUACUAUGGGAAAGCAAUAGACAGCAUUGUGGUUCACCAGAGCAUGGAGCACUUCGCUAAGCCUGUGAUCACACUGUCAGUGCUGGCCUUUGCCAGUUCCCUUGCAAUGGGAGUACGUGGAGGAGUCUUCACUCUGACGAUAGCAAAAUUAAACCUUCGGCUUAGGAACCAUCUCUUCAGAACUCUGAUGAGGCAGGAAAUUGGCUUUUUUGAUGAAAACCAUACAGGUGACAUCCUUUCACGUCUGUCAGCUGAUACCACCCAGGUGAGUGACCUCCUUUCCCUGAAUAUCAACAUCUUCCUGCGGAGCACCAUCAAGGGCAUUGGCGUCUUCAUCUUCAUGUUUGGGAUGUCCUGGAAGCUCACACUGGUGGCCAUCAUGGGAUUUCCUUUCAUUGCCGUUGUCUCUAAACUUUAUGGCAAUUACUACAAGAAACUGACCAAAGAGGUGCAAACAAUCCUUGCAGAUGCCAAUAAAGUUGCAGAGGAAACCAUUUCAUCCAUGAGGACAGUACGGAGCUUUGCCAACGAAUGUGGGGAGGCCGAGUCCUACUAUGGCAAGCUUUUGGUCAUGUUCCAGCUUAACAAAAAACAAGCCCUGGCCUAUGCUGGCUACAUGUGGUCCAGUAGUAUCUCAGAGCUUGCUUUAGAGGUUGCUAUCCUCUACUAUGGUGGCCACCUUGUAAUAACCGGUCAGAUGAGUAGUGGUUCCUUGAUAUCUUUUUUCAUAUACAUGCUCGAACUGGGAGAAUGUCUUCAGAAUAUUGCAUCGGUGUACACGGGCCUCAUGCAGGGAGUUGGAGCUGCUGAGAAGGUUUUCGAGUACCUGGACAGGAAACCCAAACACCCAGCUGAUGGCACAGAGGCUCCAGACACAUGCACCGGUGUGGUGGAAUUUAAAGACAUCAAGUUUGCCUACCCAACACGCCCUGAGACUGAAAUUCUCAAGGGAGUGUCAUUCACUUUGCGGCCUGGGGAGGUGACCGCCCUCGUGGGUCCUUCAGGCAGUGGAAAGAGCUCCUGCGUGAGUCUGCUGGAAAACUUCUACCUUCCUCAGCAAGGCCAAGUGCUGCUGGAUGGAAAGCCCAUUCACACCUUCCAGCACGACUACCUCCACUCCAAGGUAGCUCUUGUGGGCCAAGAGCCUGUGCUGUUUGCCCGGACGGUCGAGGAGAACAUCACCUAUGGCCUGACUGACGUCCCAAUGGAGACUGUGGUGCAGGCUGCCAUCGAGGCGAAUGCUCACGAUUUUAUCACCUCCCUCCCUACAGGCUAUGGAACAAGUGUUGGAGAGAAAGGCACCCAGUUGUCAGGGGGGCAGAAACAAAGGGUGGCCAUUGCAAGAGCUCUCAUCCGCAACCCUCGUGUUCUUAUCCUGGACGAGGCGACCAGCGCCCUAGAUGCAGAGAGUGAACACAUUGUUCAGAAGGCUCUAAACAACAUCAUGCAGGAGCGCACGGUGUUGGUGAUCGCCCAUCGGCUCAGCACUGUGGAGAAGGCAGACAACAUCAUUGUGAUCGACAGGGGCCAUGUGGCUGAACAGGGGUCUCACAGUCAGCUGAUGGCCAGUGGGGGGCUAUACUACAAGCUGGUGCAGAGGCAGGUCCUGGGCAUCGAGACAGGGGCGGAGGUCCUCAACAAAUCCGAAAACCUCAGCUGGUCUGAUGGCGGAAGGCAGCGGAGAAGGCAAAGCAGCAGUGGCAGUGAGUCUGAACACAAUUUGCGCUACUGAGAAUGAACUGCAGGGUGUGGAAAUGGGAUUGGACUGUUGGAAGGGUUGAUUAUUUAUGUAUAUUCUGGGAUUCAAACCAUAUGUACUGUAGAAACUAUUUUGUGCAGAAAUUCAGAAGUGUAAAGUCUCCUCAAUCCAGGAGCUUAAUAUAUUUUAUUGUAAUUUGAUCAUGUCAGAAUCAGGUCAGGUUGAGAUCCAUAUGAUUAUAGACAAACUGAGAGGUAUUAUGAAGUAAAAAAUAUAGUUGAAUGUCUUAAAACAUAUCAUAGAGCAGUGAUUCCCAACCAGGGGUACUUUUACCCAGGUAGAGACAUUCUGAUACCAUGUCCUUCCCGAUACUGAUUUUGAUACCUGAACUGAACAUGGCCGAUACCGAGUACCGAUCCGAUACCAUUGUGUUAACAAUUAUAUAUAUAUAUAUA
Molecule: messenger RNA, 3927 nt
Organism: Sander lucioperca (pikeperch)
Lineage: Eukaryota; Metazoa; Chordata; Actinopteri; Perciformes; Percidae
Gene: abcb9
Product: ATP-binding cassette, sub-family B (MDR/TAP), member 9
Exons: 12
Coding region: 1061-3505 (814 amino acids)
Biological process (GO): transmembrane transport; peptide transport
Cellular component (GO): lysosomal membrane
Molecular function (GO): ATP hydrolysis activity; ABC-type oligopeptide transporter activity; ATP binding
Source: RefSeq, a predicted model, not a curated record